UCCCUCUCCACCCAUUGGCUCUCCGCGCUCUCGACUAGUUUGCUGGGCUGCAGCGACAAGGCAAGGAAGGGGCCGGACUUGGGUGCUGAGCGCCGCCGACUGUGAGCCGCUGGGCGAUAGGAGGAUUGCAGCCGCUCCUCGUAGGAACAAACAGAGGAUGUCAGGAGAAGUGCCCUUGCACAUCAACACCAAGGAGCCGCGAUGGGACCAGAGCACCUUCAUGGGGAGAGCAAAACAUUUCUUCACGGUGACAGAUCCACGCAACCUUCUGCUCUCUAGUGAGACCCUGGAAGAGGCCCGGAGGGUGAUUGAGGAAUACAGGAUGGGGAGGGUCUCUCCAGGCCUGACUGAGGACCAGCUGUGGAGGGCUAAAUACAUCUAUGACUCUGCCUUCCAUCCAGAUACUGGCGAGAAGAUGAUUCUAAUUGGUCGAAUGUCUGCCCAGGUGCCCAUGAACAUGACCAUCACUGGAUGCAUGCUCACCUUCUACAGGACAACACCUGCUGUGUUAUUCUGGCAGUGGGUGAACCAGUCAUUCAACGCCAUUGUGAACUACACUAACCGGAGCGGGGAUGCUCCCAUCUCUGUCAACCAGCUGGGCACUGCCUAUGUCAGUGCUACCACGGGAGCGGUGGUAACGGCCUUGGGACUCAAAUCCCUCACCAAGCAUCUGCCGCCACUCAUUGGACGCUAUGUGCCUUUUGCAGCUGUGGCAGCUGCUAACUGCAUCAACAUACCAUUAAUGAGGCAGAGGGAGCUAAAGUUUGGUAUCCCCAUUACAGACGAGAAUGGGAACCGCCUGGGUGAGUCAAAGAAGGCAGCUCAGCAAGCAAUUGCCCAGGUGGUGGUGUCCCGUAUUGGCAUGGCAGCACCUGCCAUGGCCAUUCCUCCUGUGAUCAUGAAUGCAUUGGAGAAGAGAGCCUUUUUGAAGCGGUACCCCUGGCUGAAUGCUCCUCUGCAGGUUGGACUGGUGGGUCUGUGCUUGGUGUUUGCUACGCCCCUUUGCUGUGCACUCUUCCCACAGAAAAGCUCCAUGGGAGUGAAUCGCCUGGAACCUGAAAUCCAAGCUCUGAUCAAGGAGCAAAAUUCUGACAUCAAGGUUGUCUAUUUUAAUAAAGGACUUUGAGAAAGGCUUUUUCAUACUACCCUGGUUUGGAGCUGAAAGGACAUGAAGAAGAGGAACCAGGGAUCUGGUGCUCCUGAGGAAGAAGUUGCAGUACAAAGUAUAACCCCUUUUAAAUGCUGCUUACUUAUUGGCUGUCGCAUCUUGGCAGGUCCUAUGUGUAUGAUAUAACCAUCCUGGAUUCAGGUGAACUCUAGGGGUAGAUUGUAAUGUGACAAUGUUGCUGUUGCUGUGAUGUCUCUCUGUACUCCUGAACAAAGCAGAAACAUUCCAAUCAUGAUCCAGUUAGGAGUCAGGGCCAGAGGAGUUAAGAGCCCUCAAGUAAACGCAAUCCCUAUGAUAUGCCUAAUUCCACAGUGAUGUGUGUAUGCGAUUGUGUGUGCGUAUCUACAGUCCCCGUGAAAUAAUCCAUUAAGAAUGGCAAUACUGAAAUCAGUUUUGGAAGAAGAGAACCCACAGAACGUCUUGAAUCCCUCCAAAAUAGAUUAAGGUGGGGAUAGCUAACUCAGUAAGGCAGACACCCAAUUGAUUAGAGGGAAGGACAAUGUCCUGCUUAGCUUCGGGAGCAUGCACGGGAGCUGGGGAGGACAGCUUUAAAAUGCUGGGUACGAACUGAGAAGGAUGGCGCUGUCCUGCCCAGCUCUUCUGUCACAGUUGAUUGCUCCCCCGCUCCUCCUACCUAGUUGUUUGCUAACAGAAGUUGAAACAUUGGGGGUGCAUACAGCUCCCAAACCUCUUAACCGUCAUGUAAACUGCCUUAGUAUCAUUUUUGGUUGGAGUUUCUCACAUUCAGUUCUAAAGCAAAUUAUCAUGAAUAAGCAUGAUGUCCGUUUUGCGACAGCAUAAUGGGUUUGUUCCAGCUGCCUUUAUUUUCACAAGCAGAACAUUAGGCAAGAAUCUCUGUAUUCUACUGGUAUUUUAACCCUUUUGCAGCAAACCCUCUUCACCGGCUCACUGGAUGUAUGAGAAUGACAAUAGAAGCAGCUAAGCUCACAGAAGCACUGCAGCUGUAAGAAAGGGUGGAUUCCCACCAUCUGCAUGAUUCCUGCGGUGUGCACACUCUCACAGCAUGUCGUAAGAACACAGACAUUACUGGGAAUCUUGGAUGUGGGGCUGCAGGAAACUAAGAUGAAGCCAAGAUCGUCAACCAAGAUUGGAAUUUAGCUUGAUGAUUUUAGCUUCAUCUUAGUGGUGCAAAUCUGAGAUUCCCGAUAAUUUCCAGGUUCUCAUGACACACCCUGUUAGAGCAUGUGAGCCUCUGGAACCUCAGAUUCCUUUUACACUAACAUCAUUCAGCUUGUGAGAAUGCUCCCUCUGUAUCAGGAUUAACUUCAUAUUGUUUAGUCCUUUUAGUAUGUGGGCUGGUUCUCACAAUCCAUGUAAUGUUAGUUUACUGGGAAUCUGUAUGUUCUUUCCAUAUGUGCACUCCCGUGGAGCAUGUUGCAAAAACCCAGAAAAUGUCAGUGAUCUCAACUUGGCACUACAUCAAACCAUCAUCAAGCCAAGAUUGGUCAUCUUAGAUUUGAACUCGGCUUGAUGAUCUCAGUUUGAUGCAUGGUGGCAGCCUGAGAUUACAGACGUUUUCUAAGUUGAUUACAGACAUUUUCUCAUGUCACAGUCUAUGGGAGCAUGCGUGGGGCAGGAAUCAAGAGAUUCCCAGUAAACUAGCAUUACGUCAGUCAUGAGAACCAGGCCCUGUGUAUUCAGUUAAAUCCGAAACUAGUUUUGAUUUGUUCUGUUGGUGGCAAAACCAAGCAAAUUAAGUUGGCACAAACUAUCUCAGGCUGUUUGCUCUGUUGGCAUCACUGUGUGAAUCCUAGUGAGGUACACUGUGGUCUGGAUUGUGUGGGUUUUAUCUAUGGGAACCUUAAGGUAUUUUUUUUUUAAAUUGUACAAGAGGGGGUUGAGUUAGAUGGUCUCUUUCUUGAUUGUAGGAUAUAAAAGGAAAUAAAAACACAGAUCUAGAAACUAUUUCUCUUAGCUCUACUGGGCAGAUGCCCGGCAGAGGAAAAAGAACAAGCUGUAAGGUGUGGCCAUCUGGCCAUCCUUUAAGUAAGCCAUGAUCGGGACUAAUGUUCCCUGUAACAGGGAUUCCCAGAUAUUGUUGACAACAAUUUCCAACUUCCCAUCACCCUCAGCUGCAGUGGCCUUUGGCUGGGGAUUAUGGGAGUUGUAGUCAACAACAUCUGGGAAUUCCUGUUAUAGGGAACACUGCUCAGGACAUCUUGUUGAUAAGAAGGGCCUUUGCCCCACAAAUCAGUGAAAUUGCCUUUUAAGGGUUUAUGAUGGCUAUCGGGCACUAGAUCUGUGCUCUAAGCCAGAAAUGAAGUCCCACUUGUUAUUUUUAUAAUUAAUGCAACAUAACAAGAAACCCAGGAUUUUUUUAAAAAAUACUCACAGCUAGCCCAGCCUGAGGGACAGAACAAUUAUGCUUUGUCCUGAGAUGGAUUUUAAGAGCUAGGAUCGUACACAGGAAACUUUUAUCUUUGGCUGUUUGUUGAAUUUGAGCUCCGUGGGUUCCCAGACAGAGACUUGUGUCUCCCAGGACUCCAAGGGUCUGUCUGCAGCAGUGCCACUCUGCUGCAGUUUUGUUUUGCAUUUUGUUUUGUAGCGCUUCCUGUUGUUCCUGUGAUGCUCUUUGUGUGUCUCCAGGAUAGCCGCACUUCCAGUUGUUGAAACUCUGCUUUGGGUUUGGGUUAUUUAAAGAGAUCAUGCUAGAUAUGUGCAGGCACCGCUUCACACAAGGAUGUUCCUGCCGGGUUCACCAAGGAGAGGGAGGAGGCCCUUUGGGAUUCAGUAAAGCAGAGGCUCCAAACCUUGGUCCCCAGAUGUUUCUGGAUUACAGCUCCCGUCAUCCCCAGCCAUAAUGGCUGAAGAAGGCCAUGACUGGAGGUGUAGUCCAACAUCUGGGGAGCCAAGUUUGGGAACCGCCUGCAGAAAAGGACAUGGACGUGCAGUUAGUGCAGUAUUUUGUUUAAGGAGGUAGUAACGUUUAUGCUAAGACCCCAGAAGUAGCACACUAAUCAGGACAGCACUUGGAGCAUAGGCGUGAACCUGGCUGAGUUCUGUACAUUAUACUGAGCUUUAAAACAGAUGAAAAUCAGCUGCCCCAAAGAGAUUCCAUAAUCUAUCUCUUGGAAAUCACAGGGUCUCGAGCAGUGUUCUCCCAAAUUUUUUUCAUCGGUGCACUGAAUGAACUUUGUUCUGGGCAGUAGUAUCAAGGUAGUGUGUGCGCACAUGCAUUCAGAAUGGGGCCGCCUUGACUCAGCCUGAGCAGGAUCUGAAAUUAACUGAGCGGACCUUAAAAAACUUGUGUGUGCACACACAGGCACACUCCUUAGAGGGAACAUUGGUCUCAAGCUGUGUAGCAGAGGGGGAUCUAGGGAUGUGUUCGAGCCAAUUUGGUGCCUCCUUUGGGAAGCGCUGAACUGGCUCGGACACCUGCAGAAGAAUCGGUUUGGCGGGGCGGGGAGAGGAUCCCUUGAGGAGGUAAGCAGGCCCUUACCUGUUCUGCUGCUGCCUCGCUGCUUUUCCGGGUGCGGCACUCGCUCUAGCAAAGGCCUGCAUGUCCAGCAUCAGCACACAUGUGGUUAUUUGCUUGGUCAGUAUGGGGUUGCUGACCAUGCAAAUGGUUGCCGUGCCUGCACGGCAGCUAUGUGUGUGCCAACACCAUGCACGGAAGCUGCAGGGAACAGCACCACAGCCGUGCAUGGCCUUUACUAGAGUCAGCGCCGUGCCUGGAAAAGUGGCGGGGUGGCAGCAGAGCAGAUAAGGACCUGCUUACCUCCUUCUUAAAGGAAUCACGCCCCACCUGCGCCUGCAUGAACGGCUCGUGCACAUCCCUAGAGGGAACAGAUACCUACCUACCUCAGUAGAGGGCUUGUUCCCUUGUCUUCUGCAUAGCUCUUUCACCUCAACUAUAGCAUCAUUUCAUAAUUUGCAUCCUAGGGCAACAUGACUUUUUCCUAAAAAUAAAGUGGUUCGGGGGCAUGGGACAAGAGAGGGCCAUGCAAAUUGAGAUUCACUUCCUGCCAUUUCAGCAUGUUUCUCUGUCUUCAUUAAGCUUAUUCUUCAUUGAACUUGGGGUGAGUGAUGGUCUCCUCUUCCAAAAUGAAAGAUAAAUCUGUUUUACUUACUACCUCCCCUCUGCUGAUCUUCACCAAUACCCAUGUUUCUCAGCACAAGAGAACAUUUGCUUGGGCAAACUUGUGCAAUAAAUGUGGUGUCUUGCAUCCAUGUAGACAAUACACCACACCACACAAUCCAUGUAGACAAUGCACCACACCAUGUAGACAAUGCACCACACCACACCAGCAAAAAUGGCAAUAUUUGGUGCACUUGGCUGUGGCUGAGGAUUAAGAACAUAAGAUAAGAACAGCCCUGCUGGAUCAGGUCCAAGGCCCAUCUAGUCCAGCAUGCUGUUUCACACAGUGGCCCACCAGAUGCCUCUGAGCCCAUAGGCAAGAGGUGAGGGCACGCCCUCUCUCCUGCUGUUGCUCCCCUGCAACUGAUGUUUAGAGGCAUCUUGCCUCUGAGGCUGGUGGUGGCCUAUAGCCACCAGACUAGUAGCCAUUGAUAGACUUAUACUCCAUGAAUUUGUCUAAGCCCCUUUUAAAGUCAUCCAGGCUGGUGGCCAUCACCACAUCCCAUGACAGAGAAUUCCAUAUAGACUGAUGAUGUGCGAUGUGAAAAAGUGCUUCCUUUCGUUGGUCCUAAUUUCCUGACCUUCAAUUUCAUGGUUCUAGUGUUGUGAGAGAGGGAGAAAAAAUUCUCUCUGUCCACUCUCUUUAGUCCAUGCAUGAUUUUAUACACCUCUAUCAUGUCUCCCUGUAGUCACCUCUUUUCCAAACUAAAGAGCCCCAGAUGCUGUAGCCUUGCCUUAUUAGGAAGCUGCUCUAGGCCUCUGAGCAUCUUGGUUGCCCUCUUCUGCUCCUUCUUAAGAUAAGGUGACCAGAACUGUACGCAGUACUCCAAAUAUGGCUUCAUCAUAGAUUUGUAUAAGGUCAUUAUAACAUUAGCAUUUUUAUUUUCAAUCCCCUUCCUAAUGAUCGCUAGCAUGGAAUUGGCCUUUUUCACAGCUGCCACACACUGAGUUUACCCUUUUAACAAGCUGUCCACCACAACCUGAAGAUCUUUUUCCUGAUCAAUUACUAACAGCUCAGACCCCAUAAAUGUAUAUGUGAAUUUGGGUGUGGUUUUUUUGCCCCAAUAUGCAUCACUUUACACUUGCUUACAUUGAUUGGUACACAUCAGUCAGAUUAUGCUUUGCUGUAGUGAUUGAGACAACUCUUCAGUGGCUGUACAUGCAAAGGCAUGUUGACCUGGGAACUCCUGGGUUGCUGGUGUGAUGCUCUGCUGCUACUCAGGACUUGGAACCCACUAAAGGAUGCAAGAUGUUGUCAGAAGGGUGUUCACAAUAUUUCCCUGCAUUGAUUAUGGCCUCUGCAUUGUAAUUCCUCAAUUCCUCCAUCUGCUAUUUAGAGUGCCAUGUAGUCAGUGGGAUCUGCAGACUUGCCAUGUGGCAGGCAGUGAUCAGAUGCACUGAAUCAGUGCAUCUAUAUCCCAAUAGAAUCUUUGGGCGGAUAUGCCCCAGAAUACCACUUGAAUGCUUUGAAAAAUUAAAGGCAAAAAUUUAGAAGAAGAGAAUCACUUUCGAUGAUGGCUUGAUGAGAUCUAGUACUCUGCAGCUAUAAUAAUAAUAAUCCAUAUUCCAACCCAUGCUAUUUUAUAUUCUGCACAACUUCACAUCAAAUAUUAAGUAAACUUUAGACCAUGUAGUUGAUGGUAAUUUUUGUCAUUGACUUCCUUCACCAACAGCAGGAUCCAAAGGAAUUAUUGAACUUGGGCACCAUAAAAGGAAAAAAAAAAAUCUAGAGGAAUGGAUGUGUGUGCUGCUGCUGCUGCAGCAUUCUCUUUGCUUGCAAAGUAGGGUAGGAAUGCAACUGGCCAGUCCUGCAUUCCCACAGGGUGGCUGAAGGUCAGCAGUUUAAUCCAAUUUUCUGUUCUUUUCAUCCCUGGAGCAAAUAAUUUAUUUUAAUCUGAGCAAAACAGCCUGGUUUGUUUGUUUGGUCCCCUAUAAAUGUCAUCUUUGCUGGAGGCUCAGAGUUCUGUCAGGGGUUGCUAUGUGCUCUUUAUCAUGUUUACUCUUAACGUGACCUCAUCCAACUCUUUUAAACUUAUGAUGGAUUGUCUGAGUUUGUUCCUUUUACUGUGUUGGGUUAUGUUUGAGGCUUAUUUUACCAAACUUAAAACAAUGUUUCCAAGCAGGAAUCCACACAGAUUCCAUUCAUACCUCCUGUGUAGCUUUAAAUAAGGCAACUAUUUCCAAAUAAAGAGUAUAAUCUGUCUCUUGCA
Messenger RNA from Hemicordylus capensis (graceful crag lizard), 7477 nucleotides. It is a transcript of the gene SFXN3, whose product is annotated as sideroflexin 3. The record is from RefSeq and is a predicted model, not a curated record. Gene Ontology annotation, cellular component: mitochondrial inner membrane. Lineage: Eukaryota; Metazoa; Chordata; Lepidosauria; Squamata; Cordylidae. Gene Ontology annotation, molecular function: monoatomic ion transmembrane transporter activity. Gene Ontology annotation, biological process: monoatomic ion transport; serine import into mitochondrion. The coding region runs from base 158 to 1126 and encodes 322 amino acids. The transcript has 11 exons.